UAAAUAUUUUGACAAUUUAAAAAAACUGUUGCACAAGAAAAUCAACAGUGAUCAUCAAACUGAGAGUGUGUCAUGGAAGCAAGCCUGUUGACAAUCCAUGACGAAGAUUUUUCUAUGGAAUACGACCCUUAUGAUACAUCACAAGAGUCACCUCAUUCACUUAUGACAAUGAUUGAUGAUGACUAUGAUUAUUCAGAUUUCACCCAAACUGAUGAGUAUCAAACUAAUAAUCCAUCAGGAGAUAUAUGGAAUGAUGAUGAACAAAAAAUCAAUGGAGAUUGGGCUGUCUUACCAAAUUGUGGAGUAGCUAGUAAUGUACUUCCAGAAUUAGAAGAAUUUUCAAAUACAUAUCCAUCAGAUUGGCCAUCUGUUUUUGAAAAUAAUGAAUUGGGAGACAUGUAUAAUAUUCCAAGUUUUUCACUGAAUACAUCAGUUAAUAUGCAUACAAAUUCAUCAGCUGAAAUACUGCCAGAUGAUUUGCUUAAUUUAUCUUCAAUUAAAUAUGAAGCAUCAUCAAAUGAAAAUAAUGAAGAACAUUCCUCUUUAGCCAACAAUUUUAUUGAUCCUGAUAUUAUUAGUUCAAAUGUAUUGACAAUGAAAGAUAUGGGAUAUUUUUUAAUAGAUAAUAUACCAAAACUUCCAAGUUCACCUGAUAAACUAUUUAAUUAUACAUCACCACCAAAAAAUAAUAAUAUGAAAAUUAAAACUGAGUCAAAAAUACAAAAUGAAAUUGAUGAUUGUGUUGAUGUUGUAACAGUGCCUGAGUAUACAUCUGUUUUAGAAGCUGGUGAUGCUAUAAGUUUACUUGAACAAUUUGAAGCAUCUGAAGUUGAUAAUAAAAUUGAUAAAAAAUCUGUUAAUAAUAAUAAUAAUUUACAAAUGAAAAAAAAUUUACCAAUUGAUAAGCCGAAAAAGAAAAUACUCAAGAAAACAAUUAAUUCUUCACAAGCAUCAAAGCUACAUAAAAAUAUACGUGAUUCAUUGCCAAAAGAAAUUGUUGAUAGAAUAAAAUCAUCUGGUCGUAGUAAAACAGCAAUUGUUAUUCCAGGACCAGCUGAAAAAACAAAAACUGAAUUACCAAUAGUACAACAACAACAGCAGCAACAGCAACAAUUAUUAACAAAAAAUAAAAAUAUAAAAAAUAUUACACAAGCUGAAAGAAAUGACAUGGACAAGUCAAUUCAACUUGAUCAUGAUUAUUGUAGCAAUAAUAUGACAAAAAAAUUACCAGCAACAAAAAAACAACAACCAAUUCAAGAUAAAAAACGUAACAAUACCAAACAGUCAUCAUUAAAUACGAAUAAUUUAGGUCGUAUUGCUGUUUGUAAAGAUAUUGAUAAACGUGCUGAUAAAUGGAAUGAUAGUAAUUCAAAAAAAGAUAGUGGUUUAGAAUCAGGUGAUGUUAGUGAUGCUAAUGAUGAACAAAUAAUUAUAAAUAAUACUGAAACAAUAAAGAAAAAAUUAAUAAAUAAAAAUAAUACAAAAAAAAUUAAUAAUAUUAUAACAACAGCAACAACAGCAACAACACCAACACCAACAAAUAUUGAUGUUAAUAAAAAUAAUAAAAAUAUUAAAAAUAAUACGAAAAAUAUUAAUAUUAAAAAUAAUAAAAAUCACAAUGAAAUUCAAAAAAAUUCUGGUCAUACAAGUAGAAUACUACAAGUACCAAAUUCUGCUGUAACGAAAAAUAAAAAUAUUGAUAUUGGUCAUAGAAAUAAGCCAAUGGUUUCAGUUUUAAAAAAACCAAAUGAAAGUAUAGUUACAACGAAAAAUAGUUUUAAUAAUGAUGUUAAAAAUAUUAUUGUUCGUGGCUCAAACCCAUUAUCUGUUUCUUCAUCUUCAUCAACAUCAUCAACAGCAGCAACAGCGUCAGUAGCAGCAACAGUUACUCCUACAGUGACAACAGCAUCUAAAGUGUCAACAAAGCUAACACCAACAAUGGCAGUAGCAGCAACAUCAGCUGAAACAAAAACAACAACAUUAACAUCAGCUGAAACAACAACAUUUACAAAUGAUGAUGAUAAAAAAAAAUUAAAAAAAACAAUAAAUUUAAGUGAAUACAGAAAUAGACGUGGUCAUGCAUUAAGUGAUAAUAGUAGAACUUGUUCACCAAUUCAACCAAUGACAUUGGUUUAUGUUAAUAAUGCAUCAACAUCAACUGAGCCAAUUAUUGAUAAAUUAGGUAAUCCAAUAUGGUCAGAAAGAGAAAUAAUAUCACAUUUAAAGCCAAAAUUUGAAUUUGAAGAUACAAAUACACGUGUUAAGCCAGAAUAUCGUAGUAUAUCAAUUCAAACAAAUGAAACAGUCUUCCAACCAAUAAAUAAAAUUGAUGAUAAUAAUUUAGACGAUGAUAAAAUUACUGAUAAUAAUAUACAAACAAUACAAUUAAAUAAUCAUGAUAAUCCAAUUAUAAAUAUUCAAUUGAAUGACAAUAAUGAUGAUAAAAAAUUAAGUCAAUUAAAUAAUACCGAUGAUGAUAAUAAUAAUAAUAAUAAUAAUAAUGAUAAUAAUAAAGCACAAACAAUUCAAUUAAAUGAUAAUAAUGAUAAUGAUAAAGAAGAAACACAAAUAAUUCAAUUAAAUAAUGAUAAUGACAAAUUAAAAAAUAAUUUAAAUAAUAGUGAUGAAAAAACAACUCAAUCAAUUGAUAAAAAAACAACUCAAACAAUUGAUAGAAAAAUUCCACGUAGUUAUCGUCAACGUACAGCAUCAUCCUCAUCAUCUGCAUCAUCAUCUUCAUCUCUAUCUUCAUCAUCAUCAUCAUCUUCAUCUUCAUCUUCAUCAUCAAGUUCAAGAAAUCGAUCAAGAUCACCAACUUAUACUCGUAAAUAUUCACGUAGAAGAUCACGUCCUGGACGACCACCAAAAUUUAAGAAUUCUUGUACUUGGUGUGGUGAAACAAAACAACAAUUAAAUUAUGUAUUACCAACUCAUUAUGGAAAAAAAGAAUUUUGUUCAGAGACAUGUUUAACUGAAUUUCGUAAGGCUUAUGGACGUGGUGCAUGUGUACAAUGUGAUAAUGUUAUACGUGGUACACCAGUUAGACUUGAAAAAACUGAUGGUCCAACAAAAGAUUUUUGUUCAUCAUUAUGUUUAAAUAAACAUCAGAAAAAAGAAUUAUUGGCUGAACCAAAAAAAUAUCAAAAUUCUUUAGAUCAACCAUCACCUACUGCAUCACCAGCACCUUCUGGAAUUCCAAGCAGUAGUAGUGGUGGUGGUGGUGGUACUACUACAAGUCAGAUUACUAAUCCCAACAACAACAACAAUAACAACAAUAAUAACACUAGUGCUAUAUCUCAAUCACAUUCAUUAAAUAAUAAUAAUACACAAAUAAAUAUACCACCAGCAACAACAGGACCAUUUCAAUAUGAAACUUAUCAGACAUUUGAUUGGGAACGUUAUUUGGAUGAAACAAAUAGUGUACCAGCACCAAUUGAAGCAUUUAAACAACAAGCAAUACCACCAACAAAUGAAUUUAAAAUUGGUAUGAAACUUGAAGCUCUUGAUCCACGUAAUUUAACAUCAACAUGUAUUGCAACAGUUGUUGGUGUAUUGGGACCACGUUUACGUUUACGUCUUGAUGGUUCAGAUAAUAAAAAUGAUUUUUGGCGUCUUGUUGAUAGUAAUGAAAUACAUCCAAUUGGUCAUUGUGAAAAAGAAGGUGGUAUGUUACAACCACCACUUGGUUUUCGUAUGAAUGCAUCAAGUUGGCCAAUGUUUUUAUUAAAAACAUUAAAUGGUGCUGAAAUGGCACCAGCAAAAGUAUUUAAAACAGAACCACCAACACCAUUAAAAAAUUUAUUUGAUGUUGGUUUUAAACUUGAAGCAAUUGAUAAAAAAAAUCCACAACUUAUUUGUACAGCAACUGUUGGUGCUGUUAAAGAUGAUAGAAUACAUAUUACAUUUGAUGGUUGGCGUGGUGCAUUUGAUUAUUGGUGUCGUUAUGAUUCACGUGAUAUAUUUCCACCAUCAUGGUGUUUUAAAAGUGGACAUCCAUUACAACCACCACGUCAAAAAGCAUCUGGACCAAAUCGUUUUAAAGCACGUAAUAGUAAUGUAUUACCAGUAACAGCUGUAUCAGGUAAUAAUAAUACCAAUAACAAUAACAACAACAAUAACAAUAACAACAAUGGUAAUGGACUUGAACCAGCAAUUGCACUUGUUAGUCCUGGUAAUUUUAAUUCACCACCACAAACAGCAACUGAACCAGAUACAAGUACAACAACAAUAACUACAACUCCAACUACUCCUACACCUACACCUACUCCUACCAACACCAACAACAAUGUUAAUAUUAUUAAUAAUAAUAAUAAAAUACCAACACUUGAUAAUGUGACAAUAUAUGUUAAUCAUAAUUGUUCAUGUGGUCCAUAUUUUGAUGUUAAAAAAAUUAAAACAAUGCCUAUUAAAUUUGGCAGUGGAAAAAUAUCAAAUGUUAUUAAAGAUAUAUUUCAAGGUUUAUUAAUGGCUGCAACUAGUCCAAGACAAGUAUUGAGUUUAUUUAGACAUGGUGAAGGUGAAUAUAUUAAUUUAACAAUUGAUAAUAAAACAGUAUCAAUAAGAUUACCUGUAUUUAUGGAACAAGAAGAUUUUUAUAUUUAUAUUAAACGACAACUUGAAGAUUUAUGUGUAUGUGAAAGAAUGUUAUGGAAAAUACAAGAAUCAUGUGAUAAAUGUCGUCCAAUAAUUAUUAAACAUGAACGUGAAGAUAAUAAUAAUACAACAGCUGAUAAACGUAAUUGGUCAGGUAAAAAUAAUGAUUUAAAAUCAUCAUCAAUUAAUUUAGAACAAAAGAAGCUAAUAAAUGGAACAACAUCGUCAUCAUCAACAUCAACAAGCAAUGUUGUUAUUGAUGAUAAUUUAUCAGGACCAACACCAGCUAAACAACCAAGAAAAUCAAUGCCAGAACUUGAGGCAGCAACAUCAACAACACAAUUAGAAACACCAUCAUCAAGAAUAGCAACAACUGAACCAGCUGAAUGGACUAUUGAAGAUGUUAUUUAUUAUAUUAAUUUUACUGAUCCAGCACUGGGACAACAUGCUGAUCUUUUUCGAAAACAUGAAAUUGAUGGUAAAGCAUUGCUUCUUCUUAAUUCUGAUAUGAUGAUGAAAUACAUGGGUUUAAAACUUGGUCCUGCAUUGAAAAUUUGUAAUUUAGUCAAUCGCAUAAAAGGAAGACGACACACAUCACUCUGACCAACGAAAAAUAUUUAAAUUUUUAUUUCAUGUGACUUUAAUUAUCGGUACUUUUAAUUAUUAUUUCUUUUUUUUUUUUUUUUUUUUGAAAAAAAUUUAUUUUGUUUAUUGACUGGCAUAGUUUCAUGAUAUGAUGAUAACAACUAUUAUUUUAUUUUUUGAUUAUAAAUAGUCAUGAUGAUUUUGUGUUGAUCACUAUUUAUUAUUGACUCAACAAUCCGUUAAUGUGCUAAAUGUCAAACAUUAUACAGCAUUUAUAUAAUAAUCAUUAUUAUUGAUUUAAAAAUAAUAACUAAACAAUGAUUAUUGAUGAAAAAUCAUGCAGAUAUUUUUUUUUUUUUAUGUUAAAAGGGUAUUAAAAAAUUUAAAAUAAAUCCAAAAUGGCAAAAUGCUUGUCAUAAAUCUUAAUGACAAUAUUUGUUUUAUAUAAAAUAAUUAUGUAAAUUAUGGUUUUUAAUUGACAAUUAUUAUUGUGUUAUUUAACUGAUGAUUAAAUUUUUAUUUAGAAUUUUUUUUUUCUUUAUUAUUUAUCUGAGAGCAUGGGUAUAAUUUUUACCGUACUAAAUCUCUUUAAAAAAUAAAUCAAAUAUCUUGUAUUAUGAAAAAAAUGAAAAUAUGAAAUUACAAGAAUUUAAAAUAUAUAUUUAAAAAAAAAGCACUACUAUUGUAAUUUUAAAAAAAAACUUUUAAAUGUAGAUAAAAUUCGUAUAAAUUAAUUCAAGUCUUCAAAAAAAAAAAACAUUCAAUAAUGUUAAUUAAUUUUUUUUUUAUUAUUGCAUUUAAAAUAUCAUUUUUUUUUUUUUUUUUUUCUUAUAUAGCUUCCAUUCUUGGAGGAAAAAAAAAAAACAGAGGGAAAAAAUAUUAAUCAAGUAAAAUAGUUUUUAUCUUGAGAAAUGAUAAAAUUAAAAAAAAAAAAAAUGUAAAUAAGUUAUCAAGUAAUUUCUGUAUUGAGAGUCUCAAUUGAUCUCUUGAAAAAAAAAAAAAAAAUUAAUCGAUUUUAAUGCCAAGAAACUGUCAGUCUAUUUUGAGUAGAAAUAAUUAUUUUGCACAAAAUUUUGGGUUAAUUAUUAAUUAUUUUUCAAGUAAUUUUAGUUUGUACCAAAGGCA
Molecule: messenger RNA, 6303 nt
Organism: Aphidius gifuensis
Lineage: Eukaryota; Metazoa; Arthropoda; Insecta; Hymenoptera; Braconidae
Gene: Scm
Product: probable serine/threonine-protein kinase DDB_G0282963
Exons: 8
Coding region: 73-5196 (1707 amino acids)
Biological process (GO): regulation of DNA-templated transcription
Cellular component (GO): nucleus
Molecular function (GO): protein binding
Source: RefSeq, a predicted model, not a curated record